Molecule: messenger RNA, 1272 nt
Organism: Didymodactylos carnosus
Lineage: Eukaryota; Metazoa; Rotifera; Eurotatoria; Philodinida; Philodinidae
Source: the annotation of a GenBank genome assembly
AUGGAAUUUAUGGAAAAUUCAUGUAAAAUGUUACUGCAUGAUACUUACGUUAUAUCAUCGAAUGAUACAAAAAAUACAUUUGUUCAUAGUCCAUUAUUUCAUUCAAAUUUAACAUUUGUUCUAAGUUUGAUUGGUUCAUUGUGUAAUUUAUUAUGUUUUAUUAGAUUGAUCUAUUUAAUUGACUACACUAAUAGUAAUAGAAAAUCGAAUAAAUUAUUAUUUUCUGAUAGUCAAUAUUAUUUUUUCAUUCCACUAACAUUAAAUGAAUUUCUUCUCUGUUUAUCAGCCGUUUCUAGCUGUCUUGAUGAAAAAUAUUAUUCAUUUUUAUCUAAAUAUCAUUUAUGUUCAUCACAUGCAUUUCUAUGGAAAUUUACACUCCAUUUUACUCCACUAUUGACAAUUUCAAUAUUAUGUCGUUAUCAUUACUUAAUUAAAUCUUGUAAACAUUAUUCUAGAACAUUAAAUCAAUUAUUGUGCUCAAAUUUAUCAAUAUUAUUAUCAAUAAUUUUAAGUUUUGCAUGGUCUGUAGAUGGUUUAUGGAUAUGGGGUGUUACAAAUGUGAAAGAUUUCAAUUUGGCUCUUAAUAAUAUUACUAGUCAUAGUAAUGAAACUGAAAAUUUAGAUGCUCGAACCGUGUGUUAUUUACAAACAAACUUUAAUUUAACAUUUACCGCUCGAUUAGUACAUUUGAUUCAUGCUGAUUUUCUUUUAUUAGUUUUAUUACAUCUACUAGGAUUAGUUUUGGAAAUCUGGUUACAAUGUCGUGUAUCCUGUCACAGUCCUCUACAUUCACCUUCCUCCACAACAGCACCACCUGAACGUCAAAUAUGUUUAUAUGUUUUGUACAUAUUUUCUCUUUCUACUAUCACAUCAUUACCAUUUUUCAUGUUUCGCGUGUACGAGAUAAUUGUUGAUUAUAGUCUGUCGUAUUCUGUAAGCUCUGAAAUAUUUUCAGGUCGUUUAUUUGCUCAAAUUCUACUAAGUGGUGCCGGUUGUAAAUCGAUAUUAUGUUUAAUACUAUUUUGCCCAUUUUCUCGAUCGUUUCUCACUAGAAACUUUUGGACAUGUUACAUACAUUGUUUCCCACCAAAGAUAAUUGUUGAACAAAAUCAAUCAUUAACAACAAAAAUUACACAAAAUAGGAAUAAUUGUGAGUUAGAGGAUGAUUCUUAUGCAUUGUCAAUAAGACGUAAGUCUACAAAUUCGAUCAUAAUUAUGGAUACAAGUGAUAAUAAUAGCCAGCAUAGUCACCGUUAUUUAUUUUUAACUUAA